Messenger RNA from Eimeria tenella, 2514 nucleotides. RefSeq names its product microneme protein, putative. NCBI's taxonomy places the organism in Eukaryota, Apicomplexa, Conoidasida, Eucoccidiorida, Eimeriidae. The record is from RefSeq and is a predicted model, not a curated record. The transcript is spliced from 5 exons. The coding region runs from base 1 to 2514 and encodes 837 amino acids.
AUGAAGGUAUACAUUUGUGUCGGCGCGGUUGCCUUUUUGAGCGCUUGCCGAACACAGGCUCUUCGACUGAGCAGAAGUUUUCUGAGUCUCUCUGCCGAAGCUGAAUCAACCACUAGGUUGGCGGCACGCCGCGAAUCUCUGCAAGAUGCUCUGGAUGAAGAAUGUUCCCAGCAGGCGUCUGUUGCUUGUAGAAGUGGCCUACAGGAUUACUGCAAUGAGGCUGUGUUUGCAAGAUAUGACGGUAUUAAAGGCAGCCCUUCAUCAAAACAAUGGAGAUGCUAUACGGAAGGAGCGCUUGAUCUUGAGGCCGCGGGGCCAGGCUGUGUAAAUAGUUGUGGAGCGGCGACAAUGUGCCUUGGUGCAUUCAACAGCAGAUCAGUUGCAUAUUUGACCCGUAACAAUGAACUCACCAGCAUAUUGAAAUUACGCACACAAGAGUUCUGCAGCGCCCCAGCGCCAACGCUUCAGGAGGCAUUGGACAGGAAGUGCGCACAGUUCGGCAAGGAAUCUUGCAACAGUGGCCUUGCUUCAUACUGCGGUGCUGCCAUUUAUGCGCGUUACGAUAAAGGGAACAGCUCGCAGCAGACAAAGGAGUGGCGCUGUUACAUUGAGAAGGAACUGGAUUUCUCGAAGUCUGGUGAUGGCUGCGUGGACGAUUGCGGCAGUAUGACGUCAUGCCGCGGCAGUGUGAGUGGCCCCUCAACAUCACACCUCACUCGCCCAUCCGAACUUCAAGCGGUCAUUGACAGCGACAAAAGCAACUACUGCACUGAUAAGUCGGAGCAACAACCAUCACAAGCAACACCACCGCCAGAGAUACCUGAAGGGACACCUGAGGAGAGCGAAACGGAAGAUCCAAGUGGCUCGCAAGCCGUUCCAGAGGCGCUGCAGCAUGCUUUGGAUGCAUUUUGUGUGGAGGAAGGCGAAAAAGCGUGCAGCAAUGGGCUAAGAGCGUACUGCAACAGUGCAAUGUACGCACGUAAAGAUGUGGGAAACACGACACAGAAGACAAAGGAGUGGCGUUGCUAUGCAGCUAGCGAGAUAGACUUUGCAGUCUCCGCCGACGUCUGCGCGGACAACUGCGGAAACAUCACUUCUUGCAGUGGCGCUGUGAACGGCGUUUCAACUUCUCACCUCACUCGGAACCCUCAAAUCGAGGAACUGAUCAAGAUGGAGAAGGAGGUCUAUUGCAAUCCCGAAAUAGAGAAAGGUUCCGAGUCGACUGGAGCAGUGGACUCAAGUGAGUCUGAGGUGGUACCACCGCCAGAGAUACCUGAAGAGACGCCUGAGGAGAGCGAAACGGAAGAUCCAAGUGGCUCGCAAGCCGUUCCAGAGGCGCUGCAGCAUGCUUUGGAUGCAUUUUGUGUGGAGGAAGGCGAAAAGGCGUGCAGCAAUGGGCUAAAAGCGUACUGCAACAGUGCAAUGUACGCACGUAAAGAUGUGGGAAACACGACACAGAAGACAAAGGAGUGGCGUUGCUAUGCAGCUAGCGAGAUAGACUUUGCAGUCUCCGCCGACGUCUGCGCGGACAACUGCGGAAACAUCACUUCUUGCAGUGGCGCUGUGAACGGCGUUUCAACUUCUCACCUCACUCGGAACCCUCAAAUCGAGGAACUGAUCAAGAUGGAGAAGGAGGUCUAUUGCAAUCCCGAAAUAGAGAAAGGUUCCGAGUCGACUGGAGCAGUGGACUCAAGUGAGUCUGAGGUGGUACCACCGCCAGAGAUACCUGAAGAGACGCCUGAGGAGAGCGAAACGGAAGAUCCAAGUGGCUCGCAAGCCGUUCCAGAGGCGCUGCAGCAUGCUUUGGAUGCAUUUUGUGUGGAGGAAGGCGAAAAAGCGUGCAGCAAUGGGCUAAAAGCGUACUGCAACAGUGCAAUGUACGCACGUAAAGAUGUGGGAAACACGACACAGAAGACAAAGGAGUGGCGUUGCUAUGCAGCUAGCGAGAUAGACUUUGCAGUCUCCGCCGACGUCUGCGCGGACAACUGCGGAAACAUCACCUCUUGCAAUGGCGCUGUGAACGGCGUUUCAACUUCCCACCUCACUCGGAACCCUCAAAUCGAGGAACUGAUCAAGAAGGAGGAGGAGGUCUACUGCAAUCAAAUGGGAGCGUCAGACGAUCGUGCGGAAAGACCGCCGGAGUUGGGGACCCUGCCGUCUCCUGGUUCGCAGAAUCCCCAAUCAGGCGCUGAAGUGCUUGGGGGUGAUUGUCUGCAACGUGUUUUGGACGCACGCUGCAUAGUGGCGUUUGCCCAGUUAUGCAUUACUGACAACAGUAUGUGCGACGUUGCAGUGGCACGAAAGGUUGGCACCAGCUGGGACUGUUACCCACAAAGUGCGCUGGAUCUGAGUCGGUCAGGUGAAGGCUGUGUAGAUGCCUGCGGCAACGUUGUUCUUUGCCGUGGCACCCCGACGGGUACAGCACCCAGCGGCGCCGAAGACGUGGGGUUAGAUAAGCUUAUGAAAGAGUUGAAGGAAGCUACAUGCAAAAUGGGGGAGAGGGCCACAUUGUAG